Molecule: messenger RNA, 3344 nt
Organism: Myiozetetes cayanensis
Lineage: Eukaryota; Metazoa; Chordata; Aves; Passeriformes; Tyrannidae
Gene: CHSY1
Product: chondroitin sulfate synthase 1
Exons: 3
Coding region: 1-2361 (786 amino acids)
Cellular component (GO): Golgi cisterna membrane
Molecular function (GO): glucuronosyl-N-acetylgalactosaminyl-proteoglycan 4-beta-N-acetylgalactosaminyltransferase activity
Source: RefSeq, a predicted model, not a curated record
AUGGCGGGCCGCGGCCGCCGCGCCUGGCUCAGCGUCCUGCUGGGGCUGGUGCUGGGCUUCGUGCUCGCAUCGCGCCUCGUCCUGCCCCGCGCCUCCGAGCUGGCGGCGGCGGCGCGGCCCCACCGAGCCCGCCCGCAGGGCUGCCGCCCGCCGCCCGCCGCCGCCGCCGCCGCCCCGCCGCGCCGCCCCGGCCCGCCGGCUCAGAGCUUCCUCUUCGUGGGGGUCAUGACGGCGCAGAAGUACCUGCGGAGCCGCGCCGUGGCCGCGCACCGAACGUGGUCCAAAACCAUUCCUGGCAAGGUCGAGUUCUUCUCCAGCGAGGGUUCGGACACCUCUAUUCCCAUCCCCAUCGUGCCGCUCCCAGGUGUAGAUGACUCUUACCCACCCCAGAAGAAAUCUUUCAUGAUGCUCAAAUACAUGCAUGACCACUACUUGGACAAAUACGAAUGGUUUAUGAGGGCUGACGACGACGUUUACAUCAAAGGGGACAAGCUGGAGAACUUCCUGCGGAGCCUGAACAGCAGCGAGCCGCUCUUCCUGGGGCAGACCGGGCUCGGCACCACGGAGGAGAUGGGGAAGCUGGCGCUGGAGCCGGGCGAGAACUUCUGCAUGGGGGGGCCAGGAGUGAUCAUGAGCAGGGAGGUGCUGCGGAGGAUGGUGCCCCACAUCGGCGAGUGCCUGCGGGAGAUGUACACGACCCACGAGGACGUGGAAGUGGGGAGAUGCGUGCGGAGGUUUGCGGGAGUGCAGUGCGUGUGGUCCUACGAGAUGCAGCAGCUGUUCUACGAGAAUUAUGAGAAGAACAAAAAGGGCUACAUCCGAGACCUGAGGAACAGCAAAAUACACCGAGCUAUAACGCUGCACCCCAACAAGAACCCCCCGUACCAGUACAGGCUUCACAGCUACAUGUUGAGCCGCAAGAUAGCGGAGCUGCGCCACCGGACCGUGCAGCUGCACCGGGAGAUCGUCCUGAUGAGCAAAUACAGCAACACUGAAAUCCACAAAGAAGACCUGCAGCUGGGGAUGCCGCCCUCCUUCAUGCGAUUCCAGCCCCGCCACCGGGAAGAGAUCUUGGAGUGGGAGUUUCUCACGGGAAAAUAUUUGUAUUCGGGUGCCGACGGGCAGCCCCCGCGGAGAGGAAUGGACUCAUCUCAGCGCGAAGCGUUGGAUGACAUCGUUAUGCAGGUCAUGGAAAUGAUCAACGCCAACGCCAAGACCCGGGGGAGGAUCAUAGAUUUCAAGGAAAUACAGUAUGGCUAUCGCAGGGUGAACCCCAUGUACGGAGCAGAGUACGUUCUGGACUUGUUGCUCCUGUACAAGAAGCACAAGGGGAAGAAGAUGACGGUCCCCGUCCGGAGGCACGCGUACCUGCAGCAGACGUUCAGCAAGAUCCAGUUCAUGGAGCACGAGGAGAUGGACGCCAAAGAGCUGGCCAGCAAAAUCAACCAGGAUUCUGGUUCCUUGUCUUUCCUCUCCAACUCGCUGAAGAUGUUCGUUCCCUUCCAGCUCAGCAGAUCCAGGGCAGAGAGGAAGGAACUCAAAGACAAGAAGAUCAACAUCCUGAUUCCUCUCUCCGGGCGUUUCGACAUGUUCGCAAGGUUCAUGGGGAAUUUUGAAAAGACGUGCCUCAUUCCAAACCAGAAUGUCAAGCUGGUUGUCCUGAUUUUCAGCUCCAACUCCAACCCUGACAAAGCGAAGCAGAUCGAUCUGAUGAGGGAGUACCGCUCCAAGUACCCCAAGGCUGACAUGCAGGUCCUGCCGGUGUCGGGGGAGUUCUCGAGGGCACUGGCUCUGGAAGUCGGAUCUUCUCAGUUCCAGAACGAGUCUUUACUUUUCUUCUGUGAUGUUGACUUAGUGUUUACCGCAGAAUUCCUCCAGCGGUGUAGAGCCAAUACAGUUUUGGGUCAACAAGUAUAUUUUCCCAUCAUUUUUAGCCAGUAUGAUCCAAAGAUUGUUUAUAGUGGAAAGGUUCCUAGUGACAAUCAUUUUGCCUUCACCCAGAAAACAGGUUUCUGGAGGAACUACGGCUUUGGUAUCACCUGUAUUUACAAAGGUGAUCUUCUUCAAGCAGGUGGCUUUGAUGUCUCCAUCCAAGGUUGGGGCCUUGAAGACGUAGAUCUAUUUAACAAAGUCAUUCAGGCUGGCUUAAAAAUUUUCCGAAGCCAAGAAAUUGGAGUAGUCCACGUGCAUCACCCUGUUUUUUGUGACCCUAAUCUUGAUCCAAAACAAUAUAAAAUGUGCUUGGGGUCCAAAGCUUCAACUUAUGGGUCCACACAACAGCUGGCUGAAAUAUGGUUUGAAAAAAAUGACCCCAAUUUUGGGAAAAGCAGCAAUACUAAUGGCUCAGUGAGGACAGCCUAAUGUCCAGCUAUGCUGGAAAAGACUUUUUUUUUAAUUAUCUAAUUUAUUUUUGGGAAAAUGUUUUUUGAUAAUUCACUUUUAAAAGACCACACAGGAUAUAUUUUAGAAAUCAUCGUUGUUUUCUUACAAAGCGCUUGUUUCGAGAAGAACAAGACCCUUGGGUUUUUUUUUUUUUGUCGUUGUUGUUGUUGCUGUUGUGUUUUUGGUCUUGAACAAAACUGUGAUCAAUAUUUGCCUUCAGACAAAACAAAAUAAUUGUUAAGAGUUAUCUGACCAAUCAGCGGAAAUCUGACUUGAAUUAGAAUUUCCUUAUGAACAAAAGAUUGUUUCCUGCCGUUUCCGUUGCCGUCUUCAUUGCUGGGAUUCUGUAAAUUGGGACCUGAGCGUGCAAAGCCAAGUGACAAAACGCUGUGUCUAAAUGUUUUGGUGUGACUGCUGCCCUGCAAAGAUUCUGCUCCUUUGGUUCAGCGUAGCCAUGAAUUUUCAAAUCGUGUGAGACCAAACCAAACCGCCGUGGCGAUGAGAAGGGUGGUAAUCGCAGCGGGGGGGGUUUUCCUAAUUAUUUCCUGAUUAUUUCAGUUUAAAAAUACACUUCCACUUAUAAUGGGCAGGCGACUCCAAGGGAGGGAAGGAAGUAAGCACAACCCGUGACCCAGUUAGCCCCUGUAGAAAUUGUUGUGGUUUUAUUUGGUCCGUAUAUGGACGGAAUGUUUUAGGAAUCCGUGGUGGGUUCUGUGUAUUGUCCUCAACCGCUGUCCUAGAGCUGGGCGAUGCGACCAAGAAAUGCUGAAGUGUCGUGUGGGAGGGGAAGAGGCUGGGAAAUGGGAAUCUCUUGCAGCCAAACGGCAGCACACAGCGAACAAUCCAAGAUUCCUGAAAAGAACUUGGAAAACUCCUCUGCGCUGAGUGUCCUGCGCCCGAUCGCAUCGAUUUUGUUCAGUCAAUUACGUGAUGUUAAUGGGAACAAUUAUUACAUUUGAUUA